AUUGAUGCCGCAUUUGUGGAGUCUGCUUUAGAAAAACAGAAAGACUGCCUCAGCCAGGAGAAGAGAAAGAAAUCAGUUUAAAUGUGCAUCUUGGGAUUUUUGUUUCUAUCACAUUUAGGAGAUUUUUGAAGUGGUUGGUAACAUUUUGCUGAGUUAGAAUGUUUUAGCCAGGAGUCUGAGAAGGCUAAGUCAUCAGAUCCCAAUUGUUUAGGUUUACCAGAUGGUUCUGUGUGUGCAUGCGAUAAUUAAAUCAGCUAUCAGCUGAUUGCUGUAAAAACCUUGAUUAACACAGUACAACCCAGUAAGAGUUUAAAAAUUCUUUAAAAGAUAAUUGAUAUAUAAUUGGAAAAAAAUCUCCAGGCUGUCUAGAAACCUGUUUUAUUCUUCAUCUUCCUUUUUAGGAAAAGAUUAAUCUUUCCACAACCCAAAGAACUUAAACAAGAAACCCAAAAUUAUAUUGCACAUGCAAUCUCUGUAUUCCUUACUAAUACCUGUACCUGCAGCUUGUUGCGUGUAAAUGGGUUCCUCCAUCUGUGUGGAACCCCACUGACCUCAAUAAGGCAAUCACAAUAAGUAGUAGGAUUGGGGGCUAAAGGCCUGAUUCUGUCUAUAAUCCUUACUGAAGCAAAGUGUCCAUUGACCUUAAUGGGGGGUUAUCUGUGUAAGGAGUGUAGGGUUGGGCACAUAGGCAUUUUACAAUAAGGAAGAGACUGACUUUCUAUACUGUUAUUAAGGAUGGUCCAGUGCCUAGGGCAAUAGUUUAGGGUUUAUGAGACUUGGGUUCAAGUCUCUAUUUUGCUACAGACUUCUUGUGUAACCAUAGGCAAGUCACUUAAUCUCUCAGUUCCCUAUCCGUAAAAUGGGGAUAUUAGCACACCCUUACCUCCCAGGAGUGUUGUGUGGAUAAAGAUUGUGAGCUGUUUAGCUACUAUGGUAAUAAGACAUGUGAGAACCUAAGACAGACAAACCCUUUCCUUAUCCUCCUAAAAGAGAAUAAAAAGUAACAUAAAAGUGCCCAGAGAUUUCUAUUCCUGAACCCAGAAAUCAAGUAUGCAGCAAGCAUCUAGCAGAAAGGUAACAUUUCCUUACAGAAGAAAAUGUGGGAGCUGCAGUUUUCGCUCAGUGGGAUGUUUGAAGGAAAAGGCUUUAAUUUUCCAGGACAUACUCUUAGCUCUUCUGUUACUAAAUAAAGGCAGAACAAAAAAUUCAGCCAUUAAUUUGUAUUUCAGUAUACGGGAAACUGAUAAGUCUGGGUUAUUUCAUUUAAAAAUAUACAAUUAAAAAUGGGUGGAAAGAGUAAUACUGUCACUUUGAAGGUCAAACUGUUCAGCAGUACACAGACUUAAUUAAUGUGAUCAAUCUCCAUCUAAGGGCUUGCUGCUUAGUCACAGUCUAAGAGGAUUUACUCCUUUAUUUCAAGCGGCAGGGGUUUGUACUUGUGUUGUUGAAAGUUUUGGGUUCUAACCCCACUGAUAACCCUGCUGUACCUAGGUAGGAGGCCUGGCCAGAGAUUGACUACACGUAGAUGCUUUGAGCAUUUACAGUGGCUAGAAAAAUGUUUGAAGGUGAAAUGGCAAGUUUAGAGGCUAUCCAGAAAACCAACACCCUGAGGGUGCCCCAGCCCAUUAAAGUGAUUGAUCUUCCAGGAGAGGGUGCAAUGUUUGUCAUGGAGUACCUGAAGAUGAAAAAUCUCAACAAACACUCUGCAAAGCUUGGAGAGCAGAUAGCAGAUCUUCACCUUCACAACCAGAAACUUGGAGAGAAAUUAAAAAAGGAAGGAAACACUGUUGGUAAAGGUGCAGGACAUUCUGAACCUCAGUAUGUGGAUAAAUUUGGAUUCCAUACAGUCACAUGCUGUGGCUUUAUACAGCAGGUGAAUGAAUGGCAAAGCGAUUGGCCUACUUUCUUUAUACGUCACCGACUCCAAGCUCAAAUGGAUUUGAUUGAGAAAGCUUAUGGAGACAGAGAAGCAAUAGAACUGUGGUCACAGCUUAAGCUGAAGAUUCCUGAGAUGUUCUGCGAUGUGGAGAUUAUUCCCGCUCUUCUUCAUGGGGAUUUGUGGGCAGGAAAUGUUGCUGAGGAUGAUUUUGGCCCAAUUGUCUUUGAUCCUGCUUCCUUCUAUGGCCAUUCUGAAUUUGACUUAGCGAUUGCUGUCAUGUUUGGUGGCUUUAGCAGCUCUUUCUUCUCUGCCUACCACAGUAAAAUCCCCAAAGCUCCAGGUUUUGAGAAACGAAACAAGUUGUACCAGCUCUUUAAUUAUAUAAACCACUGGAACCAUUUUGGGACAGAGUACAGGGGAUCUACUCUAAAUGUAAUGAGAAAGCUCUUAAAAUAAUCAUUUAAAGGGUGUUCCUCAGAGAGAAUCUAUCACA
Terrapene triunguis (Three-toed box turtle) is the source of this 2372-nucleotide messenger RNA. RefSeq names its product fructosamine-3-kinase. The transcript is spliced from 6 exons. Bases 1556 to 2335 code for a protein of 259 amino acids. NCBI's taxonomy places the organism in Eukaryota, Metazoa, Chordata, Testudines, Emydidae. The record is from RefSeq and is a predicted model, not a curated record. Gene Ontology annotation, biological process: fructosamine metabolic process.